Messenger RNA from Malania oleifera, 3308 nucleotides. Its product is annotated as nucleolar complex-associated protein 2. The transcript has 11 exons. Gene Ontology annotation, cellular component: Noc2p-Noc3p complex; nucleolus; Noc1p-Noc2p complex. Bases 720 to 2936 code for a protein of 738 amino acids. The record is from RefSeq and is a predicted model, not a curated record. Gene Ontology annotation, biological process: ribosomal large subunit biogenesis. Lineage: Eukaryota; Viridiplantae; Streptophyta; Magnoliopsida; Santalales; Ximeniaceae.
UGCUGUAUAGACUCAUUAACCUUACUCCCUCUCCCUCGCGGCCUCGCCGCUCACGGCUCACCUCAGUCGGCACGACACCCUGCAGCAGCAGCUACCCUCUCGGCCUCUCCCUCUCCCUCACGGCCUCACCGCUCACCGCAGACGGCACUACCCAGCGCCAGCAGCAGUUACCCUCUCCCUCUCCUUCACGGCCUCACCGCUCACCUCAGUCAGCGCUACCCAGCGCCAGCAGCGGCAGCAGCAGCAGCAGCAGCUACCCCCUACCCUCUCCCUCUCCCUCACGGCCUCACGUCAGUCGGCGCUUGACUCGCAGGCUCGCCGCUCGCAACACUCGCCACUCGCCACUCGCUCAGUCAUGGCCUCAGCUCAGUCGGCGCUGACUCCAUUAUUUUGGCUAUUAUUCAAUUUCAAUUUCAGAUUCAAACCUCACGGCCUCAGUGCCUUCCUCUGAAUCAUUAAAAAUAAAUAAAUUAUUUUUUUAAACGAUCUAGACCCAUUUAUUAAACGGACGGUCACCGAUAAUAAACGGGUCAAUUUGAAUCCGAAUCCUUUUAAUCCCUACCUAUUUUAUGACCCGUAUCGAUCCGACCCGUUAACCCGUUUUUCACCCUACUGGCCAAGUUUCUUCCCUUUCGUUCCCAAAGCACUAUUGCUGUUCUACUUCUUCUUCUUCCUCCCCGAGCUGCGGCCUCCAUCACAUUCUUUAAACCCUAAACUCAAUGGAUGCAGAAGACACAGUCAAGAGUCCAAAUUGCGGAAUCAGCGACGAAGGGGAUGAAGAAGACAGAAGGAGCAGUGCAGUCUCGGCUUCUAGGAGAAAAGCAAUAGAGCAUAUAAAGCAACUGCAAAGGCUUCAGGAAAAGGAUCCUGAAUUCUACCAGUUUUUGAAAGAACAUGAUAAGGAGCUUCUGGAAUUUAAUGACGAGGGCAUUGAUGAGGAAGAUCAAACUUACAAUGAUGAUGCAGAAAUUCAAGAAGAUGAUGAAGCCAAUGCAUGUGCUGUGGAGGAAUUAACUAAUACUACUGAGGAGGAUAAGAAACCAUCUAAUAAUGUUGUAACUUCUGCCAUGGUUGAUUCCUGGUGCAACAAAAUUCGGGAAAGCAGAAAAUUAAGUGCUGUUCGUUCCCUUUUGAAAGCUUUUAGGACUGCAUGCCAUUGUGGUGAUGAUGAGUCUUCCACGAAGAGUGGUAUGAUCUCUAGCAGUGUCUUUAAUAAAGUAAUGCUGUUCGUUCUUAGUGAAAUGGAUGGGAUUCUUCGAGGAUUGUUAAAACUUCCUAGUUCUGGGGGAAAGAAAGAGAUCAUAACAGAUUUGAUGAGUACAAAACAAUGGAAUAUUUACAAUCAUUUGGUGAAGUCAUAUCUUGGAAAUGCACUUCAUGUUUUGAACCAAAUGACGGACUCAGAAAUGAUAUCAUUCACAUUACGGCGUCUCAGAUAUUCAUGCAUAUUUUUAGCUGCUUUCCCUGCCCUUUUGAGGAAGUAUAUUAAGGUUAUUCUGCAUUUUUGGGGAACAGGAGGAGGUGCACUUCCUGUAGUCUCCUUUCUAUUUCUCAGGGAUAUAUGCAUUCAGCUUGGUUCUAAUUGCAUAGAUGAGUGCUUUAAAGGAAUAUACAAAACCUAUGUUGUGAACUGCCAGUUUGUAAAUGCAACGAAAUUACAACAUAUUCAGUUUCUCGGUAAUUGUGUUAUUGAACUUAUUGGGGUGGAUCUUCCGGCUGCCUAUCAACAUGCCUUUGUAUUCAUCCGGCAGCUGGCAAUGAUUUUGCGUGAGGCACUUAGUACGAAAACCAAGGAAGCAUUCCGAAAGGUUUAUGAAUGGAAGUUCAUGAAUAGCCUAGAGCUUUGGACUGGUGCUAUUUGUGCCUAUAGUUCAGAAGCUGAUAUAAGGCCUCUUGCCUACCCUUUAACUCAAAUAAUAUCUGGGGUUGCCCGUUUAGUACCAACAGGUCGAUACUUCCCCCUCAGACUGCGGUGUGUUAGAAUGCUUAAUCAAAUUUCUGCUGCCACUGGUACUUUUAUACCCGUUUCAAUGCUCCUUUUGGACAUGCUAGAGAUGAAAGAAAUGAAUAAGCCUCCCACUGGAGGUAUUGGUAAGGCUGUUGAUCUACGUACAAUAUUGAAGGUAAGCAAACCAAUGUUGAAGACGCGAUUGUUCCAGGAGGCAUGUGUCUUUUCUGUGAUUGAAGAACUUGCGGAACAUUUGGCUCAGUGGAGUUAUUCUGUUGCAUUCUUUGAGUUGUCUUUCAUUCCAGCUGUGCGGUUACGUAGCUUUUGCAAAUCCACUAAAAUUGAGAGGUUCCGCCGAGAAAUGAGGGAACUUAUUCGUCAGAUUGAGGGCACUUCUAAAUUUACAAAUGCAAGGCGCAUGUCAAUUUCUUUUCUACCAAAUGAUCCUGCAGCAAUAUCUUUUCUUGAGGAUGAGAAAAAAUCAGGUUCCAGUCCCUUGUCGCAAUACGUUGCAACUCUACGCCAAAGAGCACAGCAAAGAAAUGACUCAUUGGUGGAAUCCAGUGUUGUCGUGGGUGCGCAUUCUGCUGUCCUGGGAAAGCACUUAUCAGAAAGUUACAAAGAAGAAAACAUCAGGAAUGAAGAAGGUGCUGCUGUCUUUAGUUCCCCUUGGAUGCCAGGAAGCGAUUCAAAGACAAAGCAUUCCAAGGAGGAGAAAAAGAAGAAAAAGAAGAGAAAGGGUAAGGAGAAUGAGCCACAGCAAGAUGUAGCUUUAUACGAAGAUGUUCUGGAGGACUUGGUCCUUAGUUCAGAUGAAGAUGAGCCAAUGAGUGAGACUCCACUUGGGGUGAAAGAUGCCAAAGCAAAACCAUUGCCUUCAAAUCAGCAUCGAAAGAAGAGUAAAUCUUCCUCAGAUUUGUCCAAAAGGAAUGUACAGAUUAAUGGGAAAAAGUCGAAGAGGAAGAGGACGAGAGAGAGAGCUGAUUGAUGGACACAUGAGUAGGUGCGUUAGAUUCUGGUGUCUUAAUAUGUUUUAUCCGUUUUAUCAUUAUUUUUCAUUAUUUACUACUAGUUAAAUCCCCUUUUGAGUUGGGGAGUUCAUGGAGAAUGGUCUCCUUCUGAGGAUCUCAUAAGCUGCUGAGUCUGUUUUGUACGAGAUCCUCAUCAUUUGUGUCCAAUGUGAAUAGAGGAGGUAUUAGAAUCGGACAAUAUUGCCAUUUGAGGCAUAAAAGCCCAUCCUCACACCUUGGUUGGCACUCUCACAUCCUUCUUGUGUUUACUAAUUCAAUCUUUUAGGAAUGGUGGCCCAACUUUAGUGGUAGUGUUCACUAAGAAUGAUUUCCGUCAUGUAUGCCCCAAA